AUGGCUCCCAAGAAGCUCACCGACCACCUCCUCGCCCAGAACCCAGAUGGCUUCAAGUCGGCGACCAACCACCCAUGGCUUCGUCUAGCCGGCACCUCGAAGCUUCCCACCUCAGCUCUACUGGCUUGGUUGACCCAAGAUCGCCUCUAUAUCUUCUCCUACAUUCCCUUCAUGGGCAACAUGCUAUCGAAAGCUUCUAUUCCAUCCACAUCUUCCCGUGAGAAGUCGCUCGAAUGGCGAGUGGCCGAUUGCUUCAUCAACGCUCUCACCAACGUUCGCAGAGAACUUGGCAUGUUCGAGGAUAUCCUGAGGGAGCACUUUGACUGGAAAGAAGGAGGCGAGCAGGCCACGAAAGAGACAAGGGCAUAUCAAGACAUGUUCGCCGGUGCAGGUGCGCCGAACCAGAGCAUUCUGAUCGGUAUGACUGCUCUGUGGGCAACAGAAAAGUGCUAUCUCGAGGCUUGGAAGUACGCUUUGAGCUUCAAGAACGAAGUGCCUCAAGACAGGAAAGAUCAUGUGCUGCACACCACUCUCAUACCCAACUGGACUUGUGACGAGUUUGAGGAGUUCGUCAUCUGUAUUGAGAAGCUUCUCAAUGAGCUUGCUGCGGACAUCGAUCAGGGUAGCACGGAAUGGGUCAAGUGUGAACAAGUCUGGGAGCAAGUCUUGUGGGCCGAGGAGAACUUCUGGCCAAAGGUAACGCAAUAG
Molecule: messenger RNA, 708 nt
Organism: Aureobasidium namibiae CBS 147.97
Lineage: Eukaryota; Fungi; Ascomycota; Dothideomycetes; Dothideales; Saccotheciaceae
Product: heme oxygenase-like protein
Exons: 1
Coding region: 1-708 (235 amino acids)
Source: RefSeq, a predicted model, not a curated record